AUGUGUAUACUUUACUUACUUGUGCUCACAGAGCCCCAGCGACAUGUGUGCGUUGCUCUGAAGCAGGUAGAGCGUCUCCUCGUGGGCCUUCGGGAACAGGGCGCCGACUGUUUUCCCCUGGAGUUCUGCCGGAAGCCACCCUCCUGGCAAUCUGCCUCAUUCUUCGACCUCCUGGAUGUCCUCCUGCGUGCCUGCUUGCGUGCGCCUAGCACUCCUAAUCAUCUGAUUCGCCUAACAGCCUUCUCUUCUUGUGGGACAACACCGGUGCCGGGCAGAGUUCGAGGCGUGUUACGGAGCCUAACAGAGAACUUGUUGACCAGCUUCGGACAGGACCUAGAAGUGGCAUCGAAGGCGGCUGGGGUUUCACGGCCCGCCGGCAGACUCCUAGAGGCCUUUCUUAGGCGACACGGUGACCCAGCCUACCUGUGCUCAAUGUUCGACUUGGAGGACUUUGACUCGCGUCUAACCGUGUUGGUGGCGUUUCUGGACGGUUUUUCGUGGUUGCUGAACGCCGGUUUACUCCCCGGGAAUGCUGUUCAGUGUAUUUUGCAGGGUACUGGAUCACAAAUUCUUGACACUCUUAAUGCAAUUUGCGAAACUGCGCCCACGUCGCCGGCACUGAACAAUCUAGUUCAGGCGAGCUCCUGCUCAAUCUUCUGGAACACAGUCGUUAGCUUUCUUGCAGCGUCGUUCCGUCAGUCAGCCACUGACGCGGCUUCGCUCUUUGCUUCGAAUUCUCCCGUCUGGCGAUGCCUGGCUCUGAUGAUAAUGAAACCUCAAAAACUUUAUUUGAACCGCUUGGAAUGGUUAACAGAUGCCUGCGGCACGUCCCAGCUGCGCCAACUCCUGUACUCUCUACCGUUGGACAUCGUAGAACAUAUCGUGAAGCUCUCUCGAGACGCCUUGGAAACUGCGGGUCUGACCAGACCGGAUUACGAUUUAUCAUGGCUAGAUUUCACUUCAUUUGAGGAAGAGAAGAAAGCGCUGAAAAGAGCCACAAAACUUGCCCACAUGCUGACUGGAGUCACGUUUCUCAUCGGCGUAGUAGACGCCUCUGUCAAGACCGUCUUGACCAGUGCUCUGCCUGACGGUCUUUGUCAGUCUUUGGGGAACAAGAUUUAUCUGGAUGAGUUUAGCGAGGAAACGGUCAGAUGGAUUUUCAGAGUUGCCCCGUUCAUUGCGGGGGGCGCUGACAGCCGUCAACCUCUGCCACCACAUCUCCUGCUAUUCAUUGGACUGUCAGCUGACCCUGACACUUCACCCGGUCCGUCGCUCUUCAGCAAGUCGCCCAGAAGCGCCCUUGAACUGGUUACGGAACUGAUUGAGCGCCUCGGCACGAGCACAAGCAAGCAGGACACACCGAGACCUUCGAGCUUUCUGUCAAAAUUAUGCGAAAAGUUGUCUAAGGUCUGGCCGCUAAAGAUACAACCGCUUGUUGCGGAUAGCUCCUGCGAUUCGUCCAUCAAGAAUGCUGCUGUUGAACUUCUGGAGCGUGUUAUUCUUUUUGCUCCACAAGUAAAAAUCCUGGACAUGCUGGCCUUCUUCCUACAUGUUCUGCCUCCAUCAACUGGUCUGAGUCUACCCUCUGACGAACGUAGCAGACUUUGCGAAGCGGUGAAGCUCUUCUUAGCUGCCAACCUGCCAUUGGAUCUGGACGAGUUCAGCCAGUUGGCUGUUCUUUCCUGUCUUGAGAUGACCGCCUGCCCGGAGGUCAUGUCCGCCCUCGCCAUGACAUUCUGUCGGCACGCCAGCCAUCCCCUCGAUGAGGACCUAACUACCGCCUUACGGAAGGCCUUGCAAAAGUACGCACGCCCGUUUGUGGAGCCAAUUUAUUUUUGUGCUUUUGCCAAUAAUACUGAAAGUUUUCACAGACGGUGCGGCGGUGAGGCCAGCAUGACAAAUCUCACCUUAUUUACCGCCGCCGCCUCUGGCGCCGUCGUCUAUUUGCACGCCCCCGAGAUUCGGAGCUAG
Dibothriocephalus latus is the source of this 1971-nucleotide messenger RNA. The record is from the annotation of a GenBank genome assembly. NCBI's taxonomy places the organism in Eukaryota, Metazoa, Platyhelminthes, Cestoda, Diphyllobothriidea, Diphyllobothriidae.